AUGGCCUCGCCCGUGGGGUCGGAGUGGAGACGGCGACUGCCCAAGGUGGCGGAACUCAACCCCUGCCCCCAUGUGGCUCUUCAGCUGCCCCCAUGUGGCUCUUCAGCUGCCCCCAUGUGGCUCUUCAGCUGCCCCCAUGUGGCUCUUCAGCUGCCCCCUUGUGACUCUUCAGCUGCCCCCAUGUGGCUCUUCAGCUGCCCCCUUGUGGUUCUUCAGCUGCCCCCUUCUGCCCCCUUGUGGCUCUUCAGCUGCCCCCAUGUGGCUCUUCAGCUGCCCCCAUGUGACUCUUCAGCUGCCCCCAUGUGGCUCUUCAGCUGCCCCCAUGUGACUCUUCAGCUGCCCCCAACUGCCCCCAUGUGGCUCUUCAGCUGCACCCUUGUGGCUCUUCAGCUGCCCCCAUGUGACUCUUCAGCUGCCCCCAUAUGGCUCUUCAGCUGCCCCCUUGUGGCUCUUCAGCUGCCCCCAUCUGCCCCCAAGUGGCUAUUCAGCUGCCCCCAUGUGGCUAUUCAGCUGCCCCCUUGUGGCUCUUCAGCUGCCCCCAAGUGGCUAUUCAGCUGCCCCCAUGUGGCUCUUCAGCUGCCCCCAUGCGGCUCUUCAGCUGCCCCCAUGUGGCUCUUCAGCUGCCCCCAUGUGGCUAUUCAGCUGCCCCCUUGUGGCUCUUCAGCUGCCCCCAUGUGGCUCUUCAGCUGCCCCCUUGUGGCUCUUCAGCUGCCCCCUUGUGGCUCUUCAGCUGCCCCCAUGUGGCUAUUCAGCUGCCCCCUUGUGGCUCUUCAGCUGCCCCCUUGUGGCUCUUCAGCUGCCCCCAUGUGGCUCUUCAGCUGCCCCCAUGCGGCUCUUCAGCUGCCCCCAUGUGGCUCUUCAGCUGCCCCCAUGUGGCUAUUCAGCUGCCCCCUUGUGGCUCUUCAGCUGCCCCCAUCGGCGCUGUUGGUGGCGCAGCGGCCCCUAGCGGCUGCCCAGCGGCAGCGCAGCGCCCCGGGCACGGCUGGAGGAGGCUGCCCGGGGGUGGGUUGCGGGCACGCGUCUAUAGGGGGUUGGGAGACCGAGUUCCCCAACCCCGGCCCCAGGUGGCAUGACCCCAACGUGGUGAGCUCCCUGCUCAAGUCCUUCCUGCAGAAGCUGCCAGACGCCCUGCUCACUGAAGGCAAGUACAAGGCCCUCAUCGAGGCGAACCAGAGGGCGCAGCCGGCGGAGAGACUGCGCGCCCUGCGGCAGCGGGUGCAGGAGAUGCCCGGCCACCACUACCACACGCUCAGGUUCCUGGCGAAACACCUGCAGAAGGUGGCCCAGCACGCACAGCACAACAAGAUGGACGCACACAACCUGGCGAUCGUGUUCGGCCAGACCGUCCUGCGCCCUCCGUGCGGCUCCCUCACCAAGCUCAUGGCCAACAUGGCCGAGCACAACCGCCUCGUGGAGUCGCUCAUACGACACUGCGACUGGUUCUUUUCAGAGAACUCCGAUCUUCCGACACCGGAUGACGAAGCGAAGGUGGCGGGCGAGGUGAAGGAGGAGGCGGGCGAGGUGAAGGAGGCUGCGGGCGAGGAAGGGAAAGAGGGCCUGGCGUCUCACGCGGAGUUCCCGGACGGCAUCCCGGGCACCGAGGGGAUCACCGACAGCGGCUCGGACGACACGGCAGGGGGCGAGGACACGACGGCACGAAGGAGAGACGUGCAGAGUGCGGGUGCGGCGCCCCCGCGGCCCCUCUCCCUCCUCUCUCCCAAGCGCAAGAAGAAGAGCUACGGCGGCACCGGUCACGGCAACGCUGGCGGCGCCGACGAGCCGGACACCGAGCGGUGGGCGGGCAACGAGAAGCGAUCCCGCGCCAGAGCCGGCUCCACCAUCACCGCCGCCGUCUCCUCGCGCUCCGCGGCCCCCGGCGGUGACCCCGCGCCGGCGCCGCCGCCCGCCCAGUUGACGGUGCGCGUGGCCGCGCGGGGGUCCGCCCGGGUGGCGUUGCCGCUACGCCUCUUCCCGUGCGGACCUCGCGGUCCCGCGCCCUUCGUCGCCGUUCCACUGCCGCUUCUGGAGGCCUCGGUGGGCUCCGCGGAUUCGCAGACGGCGGCGUCGGCCCCCUCCGCCGCCUUCCGCUGCCGCAUCGCCAUCGUCGUGGAGCCGCGCAUUGACACGGCGGCGGCAGAAGGAGGAGCGGUACGGGCCGACGAGACCGGGGCCCGGCAGGGCCAGCAGCAGGAGCAGCAGGGCACGGGCCGCUCGCGCGCCUUCAACGCGUUCCGCGUGAAGCACCGCGACACGCUGACGCGCAAGCGGCGCGAGCGGCACGCGCGCCUGCAGGUGUGCGUGAGCGCGCCGCCUGUGCCGUCGCAGCGGGGCGAGCGGCGGGGAGGGGCGCCGUGGGGAGUAGGCGGGGAGGAGAGGGGCGACGCGGGGGGAGAGGCGACCCGGCGGGAGAGGCCCCCGCGAUGGUCGGCCGCCUGUCUCGCCCCGGUAACCGAUGACCCCCGCGACCCACCCGAGGUAUCCGCAGCCCAGCCCGAGCCCAGUGUUGUCGGCGGCAGCGGCAGCAAAAGCAGGAGGAGGAGGGAGUUCAGGCUGAGCCGGAGCAUAAAGACGCUGUAAGUGCCACUCCCAAGGGCACCAGCUCGGGGGAAUUUGGCAAUGGGAGUUGCAGCUGAACCGAAGGUCGCAUGGAAGAGGUGAUCGUGUCCAGUGAUGUGGAGGCCACCACUCCUCCCCCCGCCGCAAGAUUGUGCAGCUGCCACAGACAACAUGAGGGUUGCCACUUGUCCGGGUUUGAAUUGGCACGGAGAUUUGGUUGCGGGAAUCGAGUUGAACUUUAUUACAGCACAGUGCACAGUUUUGAUAAAUAAUUAGACCCAAAGCCGACUGACAAACAUGUCCGGGUUUUGUAUCCGGAAACUGUGGCAACACGAGUCAAUGCCCAGUCUCUGAUGUCCACUCCUACAAUCGCAACACCACUCAUUAUCUGGCGGCUUCAGAUUUUACCCUCCCUUGAUCGCCAGAAGCUCUGGGUGCCACUUCUCUGUUGGACUCGGAAACCUGGCCUCCUCUUCCUCCUACACCCUGCACACGCGUGCCUCCCACUACGUACAACAUCCCACUCCUGAUCACAUUCACAGCGCUUUUGUUGCCAAGAUUUAUAUUGAAGUUGAGAGUUGCUUUUACCCUAUUCUGCUGUAACGAAAUGUCAGACCUCCACAUGCACCUGUGCCGAAAAGCCAGCAGCGUCUGCCACUUGGCCACACGAACCAACGCAGAUCAAACUCUCAACCACUGCAGAGGAACUUCUCAACAAGCCACUACAGAUCGACCUCUCAACCAACCACCAAAUUACCUCUCACAAACAUCACCAGGCAGUCUAAAUUUGAAGUUUUCGUGACUGCAGGGAUCCAUACUCUUUGGUUCUUUCGGUAAAGUCUCAUUAGUAUAAAAUACAUUAAAUCACGUUUCGGGCGCAGCACAAGCGUCUGUCAUCAGGUGGAACCACAGCAAGAAACAAUUGCUGAAGUGGGAAAAAGGGCUGCUUGAAACAAGAGGCCAUAUAGGUAAGAGAGGGGGGAGGAACCAGGGAGGAGAGAUAGAGAGGAUGGGGGUGCGGGUUAGGGAGAGUGGGGAGCUGCAAGCACGACAAAAUGCCGGGGCUGGGAAGUGAGCGGGACUGGGGGUAGUAGGCUGAAGAAACUGGAGAUGCGGAUAUGAAGGCAAACUAUAAAGCAGUUAAGGUUUUACCUGGUUAAUAACAUCCUUCCAGCCCCGGCAUAUUGUCGUGCUUGCUCCCCACUCUCCCUACCCCCCCCCCUCUCUCUCUCUCCCCCCUUGCUCCUCCCCCUCUCUUACCUAUAUGGCCUCUUGUUACAGCAGCCCUUUUGCCCACUUCAGCAAUUGUUUAUUGCUGUGGUUGUCCCACCUGAUGACGGACGCUUGUGUUGCGCCCAAAACGUCGUGAUUUAAUUUAUUUUAUACCUACGUGACUUUACCGAAAGAACCAAAGAGUAUCACCAGGCAGAUGUAGCAGAACAAAAUACAUGUGGGGGUGGGGGGCAGGGUAUGAAGAGUGACAAGAUGAGAGGCAAUACAACGCAUAGACAAGGCGAACGACAUACACCAAGACAAGUAGACCGACAGAGACACGGAAUGAGACGGAUGUUAUGGGGGGUAGGAGGUGCACUUGGUCAACCUUAACUACAGGUUCCGCCAUAUCUAUCACAUCAACUCACUCCCAUCCACCACUUCCAACUCUCUCCUCGGCUACUGUCACACGCAACUCUCACGUCCGGUGGUUGGUAGCGGUCAUCGCGAGGGGAUCGCCGCGUUCUUCAAUUAAUCGGAACGAAAGCAAACACCGAUGUAUACACAACUCGGCCGCAUAUUGUAUUUGCUUGUUCGUGCGCGCUGUAUAUGCGAGGAGCGCUGUGCGUUAUAGGGCCUGUCGGCUCACUUAUAUAUCAAUAAAUCUACGUUUUAUUUAACCAG
Messenger RNA from Lethenteron reissneri (Far Eastern brook lamprey), 4452 nucleotides. RefSeq lists its product as uncharacterized. Gene Ontology annotation, biological process: signal transduction. Lineage: Eukaryota; Metazoa; Chordata; Hyperoartia; Petromyzontiformes; Petromyzontidae. The record is from RefSeq and is a predicted model, not a curated record.